This is a messenger RNA of Pyrus x bretschneideri (Chinese white pear), 1081 nucleotides long. RefSeq lists its product as uncharacterized. Lineage: Eukaryota; Viridiplantae; Streptophyta; Magnoliopsida; Rosales; Rosaceae. The record is from RefSeq and is a predicted model, not a curated record. Gene Ontology annotation, cellular component: mitochondrial membrane. Bases 83 to 808 code for a protein of 241 amino acids. The transcript is spliced from 2 exons. Gene Ontology annotation, biological process: mitochondrial proton-transporting ATP synthase complex assembly.
UUUUUCUUUGAGGAAAUGUUAAACCGCGAAAUUGGUUGUUCUUGGUGAAUCAGAAAUAGAGUGAAGAGAAGUGGGAGCAAAAAUGACGAGGGCGGCUCUCUUUCAGUUGCUGCGAUCACACUCCAGACAACUCACACCCUCAAACCUCCGCUCAGGUUAUCAGCCAUGCAGGUCUGCAGCAUGGGCUGCUGGUCUGAACACUAAACUUAGUUUCCAGUCUGGCUUCGAGAUCAAUGCUUCACAGAAAAGAUGGGCAUCUCAUGCCACAACAAGAGAAGAUGAUGGCAAAAUCAGCAUUGGACCACGUAGAGGUGGCCAAGUUGGGCAAGAUGAAAAGGACUCGGGGGUCGUUUACUAUGGCCCAAUCUCAUCUACUAUCAAGAAAGUGAAACUUCUCUCGCUGUCGACCUGCUGCCUUUCUGUAUCUCUAGGCCCUGUGAUAACCUUUAUGACAUCUCCUGAUAUGAAUGUGAUCUUGAAGGGUGCGGUGGCAUCUUCAGUGAUAUUCUUGAGUGCUUCUACCACAGCCGCCCUUCACUGGUUCGUGACCCCAUACAUCCACAAGCUUAGGUGGAAGCCUGGUUCAGACAGUUUUGAGGUGGAAAUGAUGUCAUGGCUUGCAACAUUCAUCCCGAGGACUAUUAAGUUUUCUGAUAUCCGGCCUGCAGAAACUAAUCGGCCUUUUGUGACUUUUAAGGCCAAUGGAAACUUUUACUUUGUCGAUGCUGAUCAUUGUCAUAACAAGGCCUUGUUAGCAAGACUGACCCCGCAGAAAGCAACUCAUGAGUCGGCUUUUAAGAAUUUAUGAUCAUGUGAUGCUGAGUCUUGGAAGUUUUGCUCUUUGUGGCUGAAUUAUGUUAUGGAUUUCAUGUAUUGCAAUGAACCUUUGUGGCACGUACCCCUUUUUUUAUUUAUGAGACACGGUUUCGAGUUUUUGUGUCAAACACCAUUUGGUCGCAGUAUCCCAUUUCUUUCCCUUCAAUAAACGAGGUAAGAAACUACAUUUCCAAUUACUUGUAUUCAACUGAGAUUUUUUAACAGUGUAAAGGCUUUACAUAUUUGUACAAUGCUUUGUCGUACA